Messenger RNA from Trichoplax adhaerens, 1401 nucleotides. RefSeq lists its product as uncharacterized. The transcript is spliced from 20 exons. NCBI's taxonomy places the organism in Eukaryota, Metazoa, Placozoa, Uniplacotomia, Trichoplacea, Trichoplacidae. Gene Ontology annotation, cellular component: cytosol. The annotation marks the transcript as partial. Gene Ontology annotation, molecular function: argininosuccinate lyase activity. The record is from RefSeq and is a predicted model, not a curated record.
ACAACUGAAAAAUUAUGGGGAGGAAGAUUCACAGGAAGCACAGAUCCAGUAAUGGAAAGCUUCAAUGCCUGUAUUGAAAUAGACAAACGACUUUGUUUUGCUGACAUAAAGGGCAGUAUUGCCUAUGCUAAAGGUCUGACAAAAUUAGAUUUACUAACGGAGGAGGAAUGCGAUAUACUCUUGAAAGGUUUAAAACAGAUUCAAGAAGAAUGGAAAAACGGUCGAUUCGAAAUUAAGAAAAACGAUGAAGAUAUUCAUACUGCUAAUGAGCGGAGACUUAAGGAACUUGUAGGUGCAACGGCCGGAAAAUUACAUACAGGUCGCAGUCGUAAUGAUCAGGUUGCAACUGACGUAAGGCUUUGGCUAAAGAGUGCACUUGAUGAACUGAAAAGUUUGCUUCUAGAUGUGAUUCAUGCUCUUAUUAAUCGUGCAGAUAGAGAGAUUGGAAUUAUCAUGCCGGGAUAUACACACUUACAGAGAGCUCAACCUAUACAGUGGAGUCACUGGCUAUUGAGUCAUUCAUGGGCUUUGCGACGUGAUUCUGAAAGGCUUAAAGAAUUAGUUAAAAGAGUGGAUAUCCUUCCUCUUGGCAGCGGUGCACUGGCUGGUAAUGCCUUUGGAAUUGAUCGAAAAUUUUUAGCUUCAGAACUCGGUUUCUCUGACAUCUCCGGUAAUAGUUUGGAUGCAACAUCCGAUAGAGAUUUUAUAGCUGAAUUCUUAUUUUGGGCUACUAUUGUCAUGACCCAUAUUAGUAAAAUUUCAGAAGAUUUAAUUCUAUACAGCACCAAAGAAUUCGAUUUCCUCAAAUUUGCUGAUGCUUACAGUACUGGUAGUAGCCUAAUGCCUCAAAAAAAAAAUUCGGAUAGCGCAGAACUAAUACGGGGAAAAACCGGAAAAGUAUUCGGAAAUUGUUGUGCCCUUUUGAUGGUUUUAAAGGGAUUACCUAGCACCUAUAAUAAAGACUUGCAGGAAGACAAAGCCCCGAUGUUUGAUACUUUUGAUACUCUGAAUGGUGCCCUAAAAAUUAUACAUGGAAUUUUUUCGACUCUAACUAUCAAUGAGAAAAAAAUGGAAGCUGCUCUUAGCGUGGAGAUGCUAGCAACUGAUUUAGCUUAUUAUCUGGUUAAAAAGGGAAUUCCUUUUCGAGAAGCCCACUCUAUGGCAGGCCAAGCAGUUCAGAUUGCAGAGAGAAGAGGAUGCGGAUUGAAUCAAAUAGAUUUAGAAUCGCUGCAAGAAAUCAGUAAAAUGUUUACUAAAGAUGUAGUUCAAGUUUGGAAUUAUCGCAACAGCGUUGAACAAUAUACCAGCAUUGGUGGUACGAGUACGAAAUCCAUUUUAGAUCAAAUAGAUGUAAUGAAACAAUGGAUUGUGAAGCAGACAGAUGAAACUGGUUCAUCAUAA